Molecule: messenger RNA, 1671 nt
Organism: Lucilia cuprina (Australian sheep blowfly)
Lineage: Eukaryota; Metazoa; Arthropoda; Insecta; Diptera; Calliphoridae
Exons: 4
Coding region: 1-1671 (556 amino acids)
Source: RefSeq, a predicted model, not a curated record
AUGAACGUUACGCUAUUACAAGACGCAUAUUUACAGCGUACCGGUGCUCACAUACAGCCCGAAGAAAUUAAUCUUUCCGUGGCCAAUGCUCUAAGAUUUGUUAUACAAAAUGUAUUUGCUAAUAUAACAAAUGCUUUCGUGAUUACCAUAUCGGUACCGGGAGGACCAAUAGAAUUUUGGUUUCAUGAUAUAAUGAGCAAACUUUUCGCAACAUGGGGCUUUAUGGCAGUACAACUGGUGGUGCAAAAUCAUAAGAUCAAGCGUAUUGAAGUAGCAGGGAAACGCUAUUGUAAUAUGAUUGUAAUAGAUUCGUUUAAAAGUCUAGAGAAGACUUAUAUAGCGGAAUAUAAUCAAAAUUCUGAUAGUUUGGAAUAUUACUUUAUUUUCCUACAAACUGUGGAUAGUCGUAUUCCACAAGAAAUGAAAAAGAUUUUAAGAUAUUGUUUUGACAACUAUUGGAUACAUUGCAAUGUUAUGAUACAGAACACUAAACCCCAAAUAAUUAAUCAGUUCAAAGGAAAUCGUUUCAUAAAUGAAGUAAUGUUUCCGAAUAAGUUAAUAAAUAUGCACAAAUGUCCGUUGAAAGUAACAACUUGGGAGGCCCCACCAUUUGUGAUCAACAGUACAAGUCCAUAUUACCCAGUACAUGAUAUAUCUGGUUUUGAGUUUACCAUGAUAGUGGCCAUAAGUCGUGCUAUUAAUUUUUCCUUAGAUAUUGAUGUGAUUUCAAUAGAUACUUAUUACAAAAAUGAAACUCCUUUAAGUGGUCCCUUAAAUAAGCUUAUAAAUCGUGUAACUAACAUUACCAUGGGUUAUUUUAGACGUAUGGCGCAAAUAGAUCAAAUUGCCACACCCAGUUAUGUUACCUACUAUCUGCCCCUGGUAGCGGUAAUCUUACGUCAAGAAACUAAAUUUGAAUCUAUAGGUAUAUUCACAUUUCCAUUUGAUAAACUAACCUGGGGUCUAAUACUAUUCGUUUAUGGCUUAGUAUUACUAUUGAAUACACUUAAUACCCAGGAACGUAGAGUAGAUAAUUUUCAGAUAUAUGAAGUGCUUAUUGGAAUGCCGAUAAGAAUUAUACCUAAAACCGUUUCGAGAAAAAUACGUUUCCUUACUAUGCUCCUAAGUUCAUUCAUCUUGCGUACUGUUUAUCAAUCUCUACUAUUUCAUCUAUUUCGUACACAUUUCUACAGAGCCCCACCUUUGACUAUCGAAAGUUUAGUCGAUAAUGGCUAUACAGCUGUAAGCUCAGAAAUGUCUUUGUCUUUUAUAUGGAAUGUACCACAAAUCAAUGAUAGAUCUUUGCCCUUAGUGCUAGUAUAUAGUUCAAAUGAACUGUUUCCAUUAGUUUAUUUGGAAAUGCAUCCAAAUGAUAAUUUUGCCGCCAUUUCCGUAGCAGAUAUUGCUGUAUUUUACGCACAGAACUUAUUAACCUUUGGUAGAGUCCUACAAAUUUUACCCAUCAAUGUUAAUGAACAACAAAUUGGUUUCUAUUUCGUAAAGCACUCGUAUUUAGCGGAACAGUUUAAUACAUAUAUUUUAUAUUUUCAACAAGCUGGACUUUUACAGAAGUGGAAGGAUUGGUCUCAAAUGAAUUUUAUAAACGAAGAUAAGCGCAGUUCUACAAUGUAUGAAAAUGCAUUGAUGGUUAAUUUGAAGCAAUUGACAUAA